CUUUAAGAGCGGCGCCUGCGGGCGGUGGAGAGGCAGCGGGCGGGGGCGCGCGCGGCGGGAGGAGGGGAGCGCGCGUUUCCCGGAACAGCCCGCGCGGAGGAAAGGGAGGAAAAAAAGCCACCCUGCGGCCGGGGCCGGAGCUGGAGCCGCCGCUGCCGCCGCCGCCGCCGCCGCGGCCGUCUGGAGCUCCCCCGCGCGGACGAUGCCCGCCGUGCCCGCCCGGGGCUCGGGGCGGUGAGGCCGGGGGCGCGGGGUAGCUAUGGCGACGGCGAGCGCGGCCCGCGGCGCCGCCUGACAGGUGUGGGCCCCGGCGGCGGCGGCGCGGAGCAGCAUGUACGCCAAGGGGGGCAAGGGUUCGGCCGUGCCCUCCGACAGCCAGGCCCGCGAGAAGUUGGCGCUGUAUGUCUAUGAGUACUUGCUGCACAUCGGUGCCCAGAAGUCAGCCCAGACCUUCCUGUCUGAGAUCCGAUGGGAGAAGAACAUCACGCUGGGGGAGCCCCCCGGGUUCCUGCACUCUUGGUGGUGCGUCUUCUGGGACCUGUACUGCGCAGCGCCUGACCGAAGAGAGGCCUGCGAGCACUCCGGCGAGGCCAAGGCAUUCCAGGACUAUAGCGCUGCAGCCGCCCCCAGCCCUGUGAUGGGGAGUAUGGCCCCAGGUGAGGCAAUGGCCGCAGGCCCCAUGGCUGCUGGCUUCUUCCAGCCCUUCAUGUCACCGCGCUUCCCAGGGGGCCCCCGGCCCACCCUGCGGAUGCCGAGUCAGCCUCCCGCAGGCCUCCCCGGCUCCCAGCCCCUCCUCCCUGGCGCCAUGGAGCCCUCCCCACGAGCCCAGGGGCAUCCGAGCAUGGGCGGCCCAAUGCAGAGGGUGACGCCUCCUCGUGGCAUGGCCAGCGUGGGGCCCCAGAGCUAUGGAGGCGGCAUGCGACCCCCACCCAACUCCCUUGCCGGCCCAGGCCUGCCUGCCAUGAACAUGGGCCCAGGAGUUCGUGGCCCGUGGGCCAGCCCCAGUGGAAACUCGAUCCCCUACUCCUCCUCAUCCCCUGGCAGCUACACGGGACCCCCAGGAGGAGGUGGGCCCCCUGGAACACCCAUCAUGCCUAGCCCUGGAGAUUCCACCAACUCCAGCGAAAACAUGUACACUAUCAUGAACUCCAUCGGGCCGGGCGCCGGCAGGGCUAAUUUCCCGCUCGGCCCUGGCCCGGAGGGCCCCAUGGCCGCCAUGAGUGCGAUGGAGCCUCACCACGUGAACGGAUCCCUGGGCUCGGGCGACAUGGACGGGUUGCCGAAGAGCUCCCCCGGCGCCGUGGCCGGCCUGAGCAACGCCCCGGGCACCCCGCGGGACGACGGCGAGAUGGCGGCCGCCGGGACCUUCCUGCACCCGUUCCCGAGCGAAAGCGUAAGCGACUGCGUCGACUCCCCCCCCGCGGCGGCGUCGGGCCGGAGGGGCCUGGCGGGCAGGCCCCGGCGGGGCGGCCGGGGGGCCAGAGCAAGACCGUGACCGCGGCGGGCCAGUACUCGCCAGGGAUGACCAUGAGCGUGUGAUGGGGUGGCAGCCCCGGGCCUCUCUGCGGGCCUAGGCUUCUGCCCAGCGCCCCUGCUCAGGGCGAGGGGCUGAGGUCACACCUCGGGCACCUGGACUCCUGGCCAAUCAAGGCUUGCCCAGCUGGGAGGCCCCACACGAAAGACUCUUACCAUUUUAUUAAAAACGCAAGGACCUCAGAGACGUUCUUUUCUGUAUGGACCCUUCCUGCCAUUUGUAUUUUGUCCCAGAGAGAAAGGCUCUUUGGGGGGCCCCUCUCCCCAGGACGUCAAGGGGUGGGGCCCAUCAAUAAAUGGAAGCUGGUUUUGGUUUUUGGUA
Messenger RNA from Nomascus leucogenys (northern white-cheeked gibbon), 1855 nucleotides. It is a transcript of the gene SSBP4, whose product is annotated as single stranded DNA binding protein 4. Gene Ontology annotation, cellular component: nucleus. Lineage: Eukaryota; Metazoa; Chordata; Mammalia; Primates; Hylobatidae. Gene Ontology annotation, molecular function: single-stranded DNA binding; protein binding. The record is from RefSeq and is a predicted model, not a curated record. Gene Ontology annotation, biological process: positive regulation of transcription by RNA polymerase II.